AUGGCGCCCGAGCCGAUCAAAAAAGCCUUCCUCGAGUGCAGCGAGAAGGGCAAGAAUGACUGCGUCACCGACGACGUCCGGCUCUUCCUCGCCCAUUGCGGGCAGUUUUCAGACAUUGGGUAUGACGAAGCUGCGGGCUCGGCGUGCUGCUUUGAGACGAGCACGAGCGCUGUCCGGCAGUGCCUCUACUACGACAGUAACUUCAACGCCAAUCGGAUCAACCUCUUUUAUGACCCAGCACGGUCCAGCACCAAGCCCACGACGCGCCUCGCCAACCACUGGAGCAGCUACCAACACAUCUCGUGGCUAGACAUAGCCGGCGUCUCGAUAGCCGACCCGAUCACGCCCACGACGUUCAAAUACGAUGUGAUGCGAAAACUGAGCGUCAUUGAUGCCGACCUGAGCGCGAUCGAGACGCCUCCGAUCGCGUCGCUGAAUGUCCUGGACCUCCACGGAAAUGCGCUCUCGACGUUCCCGGCCUUUCUCUUCCGCAGCAACUACGCGUCGAUCCAGCAACUCGAUGUGGGCGGCAACAAUUUCCCCGCAACCUUUGCGCUCAGUGGCGACGAGUGCACAAGUCUUCAGAAAGCCAUCGACGCAGGGCACCUCACGGGGCAGAAGCUCUCGUGUAAUUGUGGUGGCGCCAAUGCCACGUGCGCGCUGCCGGUACCCACGACGUCGCCGCCGACCACCGUCGCGCCGACGACAACGACGACGCCAACCACAGCACCCGUGACCACAGCACCAUUGCGACCGCUGCCAUCACAAACCAACGGCACGAGCCCGAAUCGCCCGACCGAAGCCGGCACGUCACCACCACCCAGUGUUCCUUCAACCACCGCCAAGACAGGCGGCGAUUCGGGCGGCGACUCUGGCACGGUGAUCAUCUCGUCGAUGCUCGUCGUUGUCGUGCUUUUGGCGGCGGCGGCGCUCUUCUUGUACCGCCGGCGCAAGCGGCUGCGGUCGCACCUCCCCGGCGGUCCCACGAUUGUCUCGGGUACGAUCUUCUCGCCGCAGUCGGGCCAUGCGUUCACACGCCCGCUCUUGCUCACGGGCGCGCCCCGGUCGCUCAAGCACGUCGACUCGCUCUCGUCGCACUUGAGCAGCGAGCGCGAUCUCAAAGUGAUGGCGUCCAUGCGCUCAUCGCGCAUGCCCAUCACACACCACGUCGACAAGGUCCCGAUUCUGCAGCCGGGUGAGUGCCGGAUCCUCAAGGCGAUGGGUCCGACCAUUUUUGCCGGGCAGUACAAGGGCGAGAACGUCGUCGUGCGCCGCGUUGACGCCCGCAUCGUCUCGGAAGAGGACGUCGCGGCGUUCGUCUCGGACGUCAACCAGCUCGCGCAGCUCGUGCACCCGCAGCUCGUAUCGCUCCACGGCAUUGUCCGCCUCGGCGACUACGAGGUCGGCGCGGUCGCCGAGUUUAUGCACUGCGGGUCGCUCCCGCACAUCCUCAUGAACGCAGACGUCGAGAUCGCGUGGCCCGACACGCUGCGCAUGUGCUUCCAGGUCGCGUCAGGUCUCGCGUACGUGCACAGCCAGGCCGAGUUUGCGCGCACCGAGUGCUUGACGAGCCGAAGCGUCCUCGUCAACACGCAGCUCACGUGCAAGCUCAACAUUUUCGAGUACAUGCGCCACUUCCAGCAGCACGAGACCGUGCACCGCGUCUAUGGCGACGGCACGAUCGCUUGGGAAGCGCCCGAGGUCUUGAUGCACGACUGCCCGCGAGGUGGCACGGCUGACGUCUAUUCGCUCGGCGUCGUCAUGGGCGAGAUUGUCACGCGCACGCGCCCGUUCCAGCGCUAUGUCAACACGCUCGGCUACGUACGCGCGGACGUGGCGAUCCUCGACCGCGACGCCAAGAGCCACGAGCACCCGUUUAGCGACGACGUCGAGUUCGAGUCGUGUCCCAAGCCGUUCCGGUCGCUCAUGCUCUCCUGCCUCCAGCGCGACGUGCUCAAGCGGCCGCUGGCCGUCUCGGUCGCCGAAGAGCUGCGCCGCGAGCUGCUCCUCCUCUCCAAGAACUUUGGCUAA
Molecule: messenger RNA, 2031 nt
Organism: Saprolegnia diclina VS20
Lineage: Eukaryota; Oomycota; Saprolegniomycetes; Saprolegniales; Saprolegniaceae
Product: TKL protein kinase
Exons: 5
Coding region: 1-2031 (676 amino acids)
Biological process (GO): protein phosphorylation
Molecular function (GO): ATP binding; protein kinase activity
Source: RefSeq, a predicted model, not a curated record